AUGUCUGCGUCAACAGAGUCGGCUCGCUUCCGCUGUGCGUUAUGCCCAAAGGAGUUUUCUCGGCGGGAGAAUCUUGCUCGCCAUGCUCGGAUCCACAAACAACAAAAGUUGCAUCGCUGUCCCGUCUGUGGCAAAGAAUUCACCAGGAGCGAUGUGCGCCAGCGUCAUGAGGAGAUUCACAAAGCGCAGCGGUCGCCUAGCGCGACUUUGGCGUCCCAGAGGCAGAUCGCGUCACCAAAAGAUCAUGGGCUAGCCUCGCCGCACACUUCUGAUCCGUUACAUGAGAUUCGGUCGGCUGAAACGCACAACGUUGCGGGCUCAGCAGGUUCCAAUUCUCUGAAUGCUCGGUCUGUUCCGGAAAAUGAUGCACUGUGUGGGACUAGCAAUGCCUGGGCCCCUAUACAUCCAUUAAACAUGGACAUAGAUCAGACUUUAGAGCUCGAAACUCAAGUUCAGACUGAACACCCCCUUCGUUGGACAAAUCAGUCCCCCAAUAACACGGUUGAUGAUGAUCUGCUCCGAUGGAUGCAAGAACCAUGUCUAUUCGAGGAUAUGUGUUUUGAUGACGAUAUCAUGUCGGUGCUGCUCGAAUCAGGGUCAAUGCCGCCCUUCAAUGCCGCACCAAUUUUGGCCAUAGAUAUUGAUAGAGAUCAGACAACCGUCGACCAUCAUGAUCCAAGUUCCGCUACCUUUGUUGACAGGGGAGGAAAAAUGAGCCGGCCGGCAUCCCCUCCGAAUGAAGCCUCUGAGGAAGAUAAAUGGCCGUACAGAUGGGACCCAGGCUCUCAAGCGAUUACCGCCGCUAAGUCAAUUGAACUACCCAAAAACCAUUCAUUGAGACGGAACCACGAUACUUACUUUGAUAUUUCCCAGCAGCGGUACCAAAGUUUGAUCGCCUUUCUUUUGGACCCUGCAAGAAAAGGUUUCAACUUUCACUCAGUUCAUUUUCCUGACUUGGAGACCGCGAAUAUUUUCAUAAGAUUAUUCUUCACACAUUUUGAACACCAGAUGCCUGUCAUACAUCGUGUUUCUUUACGAUCUUGUGAUGACUUACCUGAUCCUCUUCUUGCUGUUAUGAUUGCCAUAGGAGCUAUAUACAGCCGUGAACGACACACGUGCCGUUUCUCAAUUGUACUGGUUGACAUGGCAAGGUUGAGCUCACAAAUUGCCAUCGAGAUGAAUAACAAACUUAUGAGAGAUCCCAUGUUUGUCUAUGCUUUGGCACUAAUCUGCUAUGCAGGCUUGUGGUGUGGCAACAAGCGGCUUUUUGAGCUCUCCGAGAGCCUGCGGGGUGCAGUGAUAACCUAUUGUCGCCAAAUCCAUAAUUACGAAUUUAUCUCCGCGAGAGAGGACCUCAAGAAAUUUGGCAAUAGCGCCGAUGGCCAAUGGCAAAGAUGGAUUAUGAAGGAAUCGAGAAAGAGGCUCAUCCUAGCGGAGGUCAUGACCACCGAAUGUCCUUGUGACGAGGAAUUUUGGCAUGCUUCAACUGCCAAUUGUUGGAGAACGUUACUUGGCUCUGCCUCUGUUCCACCUGCAACAACCUAUGCUUCUGUCGUGAGUCCCUUUUUGGGGCCUCUGAACCUAGGAAGCACUUCAUACAACGCCUCAUCCGAUUCAAUUCUGCGACAGACGUCUUUCCCCUCGUCAAUAAGCCUCAAUUCCUGGACCCGUCAUCUCAUUCUUACUACCAUCCAAGUACAAAUAUUCGAGCUAUCACAGCAGAUUUCAAUGGUCUCUGAGGCGACUCUUGAUACAGAAAUAUGGCAAGUACCUGGAACACAAAAAGUCAACACUCCCGCAAAUUCCACUUUCCUCGCCACUCUCGAGCCUGAGAUUCAAUCUCAUUAUGCCUAUCUGGUGACGAGAUGCUUAUCGAGCCGUCAUGCAGGCUCUAUUUUGUCACUUCCGGAACAAGAAGCGUGUAAAGCGCUCGCAGAACGCAAGGAACUUAUCUCAAAAAUGCUAGCUGCCUGGGAUCAAGCCUACGCAUCAGCACCUGCCCCCGAUGUGGCUAUGUAUGAGACCUCCCGUUAUUUCCAUGCAAGUUCCCAAGUGUAUCAUCGCCUCGGCCGUCUCACUCUGCACGUCCCAAUUGUGGAUCUUCAAAAUGCACUUGGAAAGUCGGGAACAUCUGAGAUCUCUCCAGCAAUAAACACGAUGCAUAAAAUUCUCACGAAUCACCCCGAGGAUGUUGGAACCAUACUCACGCAUUGUCUGGAAGCCAUUCAAGAUCUGCGCGUACAGCCCACCUUGUCAAGUGGGGAACCGAAGUCCCGAAUGGCAGAGCCCCCAGAGAUAAUCACCUGCUUCCUCAGCGAGGUCUUUGUCUGGACACUUGUGAGGUGUAUAGAUCCGACACAGAUUCAUCUUCUGAAAGACAAGAUGGAAGCAUUCGAGGCUUCCGAUGGGUUUUUUGCAGUUGUGAAAGAGGCAUUGGAUUGGGCUCGGCACCAACAAGGAAGUCACCAACGCAACACGUCUGCGACCAACCUGAUUUUGUUCGCUGCUGCUGAUGUCGUAAGCAAAAUGACGCCGUGGAAUGCGUCCCUCAAUUUAGCCUUGCUUUUAUGUCACCGGGGGAAGGCAUCCACAACGCGCGAAGAUCUAUGA
Molecule: messenger RNA, 2610 nt
Organism: Penicillium canescens
Lineage: Eukaryota; Fungi; Ascomycota; Eurotiomycetes; Eurotiales; Aspergillaceae
Exons: 4
Coding region: 1-2610 (869 amino acids)
Biological process (GO): DNA-templated transcription; regulation of transcription by RNA polymerase II
Cellular component (GO): chromatin
Molecular function (GO): RNA polymerase II cis-regulatory region sequence-specific DNA binding; DNA-binding transcription factor activity, RNA polymerase II-specific; zinc ion binding
Source: RefSeq, a predicted model, not a curated record